AUCAACACUUGUGGAACACAUACUAAAAAUUACAUUAACUUUGAUGUUCACUUUUAUGAAACAAUUUUGCCACUUUUCCAUUAAUUUUUAAAGCUUUCUUAAAUCAACAAUUUUUUCAUAAAUCAAUUAAAAUAUUGCUGCAAGGACAUUUUUUUAUUUUGUCAAGUCACAAGUGUUGUAAAGUGCCUAUAAUGUAGUGCUGUAAAUGCCAUGACGAUUGUAACAGUAUUCAGUCCAGUGUUGUAAGGCAACGUGCGAAUGUAGCAGCAAAUUACGUUCGUUAAAUUAGCUCAAGCAAGUUUCAGUGCCCAGAAGUCUUAAAGAUCAAUGAGCAUGACUGAGAAACAGCCGCUUCUCGAAUGCAUUGAGGAAAAUGCAAAGGAACCUUACUCGCUGCCAGUAACAUGGAAGUCGGUACUCAGCUAUAUCUAUCGCCGUAUAUCGUUGCGUCGCAAUCGGUUUAUCGUUGAAGUUCUGUAUGCCAUAUUCACCAUGCUGAUUGCCGGAUUCUAUAUCUUAUGCUUUUACCUAACGGGCGUUGCUAAGCCUAGGCGUGUGGAUAUUGCGCCAGUGUAUCGGGAUACUAAUGUUUUUGGAAUGGAAGCCCACGAAUUGACUCCUUGCCCAUCAACAACGCAAAUGCUUUUAUUAAGGAACGAUCCGAUGAUUGAUCAGACAACCCUUUCGUCGCAAGGUUACCUCGUGUACAGCAAUCACUGCCGGAUUGUGAAUCUAGAUCCGUACAGGGACGAGGUGAUGCUCCACUUUAGACGUGUGAUCCACAGGCCCUGCAAGUCGGUGCCACCGCUUACCCAGGUGCACUACGACGCCAACGCCAAGCGCUACGUGCUAAGCAUCGAUGCCACUGCGUUCCCCAGAUACAAGGUGGACAACAUGCUCAGCUGCUGUUACAUAGGCGUGCAGCGUUUCAAUGAGGAUGCGGUCAACUUAACGAAAUGCCACACAUUUGUCACCAGAGCUCAGCUGUCGAACACAACGGACAGCAUCAUUGUCUCCUGUAAAAAUGAUAUAAAACAAAUCUACAUCAACGGACAUCCAACCAUACCGGAACGUGUGGCCGUGCGACAGCGACUGGAGCGCUGGGCGCACAAGGAUCGCGGCCGGCGUGUGCCCAGCGUGCUGAUGAUAGGCAUCGAUAGCAUCUCGCGUGCGAAUCUCAUACGUGCGAUGCCCAAGACAGCACAGUAUUUGUACGUCAAAGAUUGGUUUGAGCUGGCGGGCUAUAACAAGAUAGAUGACAAUACAUUUCCCAACAUAAUGGCUCUUAUGGUGGGCUACAAUCUGACCAAUGCCAUGAAGCACUGUAAUCCCUACCACGUGAACGGCCUAGAUAAAUGCGAUUUCAUUUGGAAGCUGUUCCAAGAACAUGGCUAUGUGACCGCCUACGGCGAGGAUGCGAUCAAGAUCAAUACAUUUAAUUACCGAAAAAAGGGUUUCCAGCAACCGCCUGUGGACUACUACUUGCGUCCGUAUUUGAUGGCCGCGGAAAAGCUACUCGGCGGCUACACAAAGUUGGGUCUGCCCCAUUGCCUCGGCUUUGAGACGGAGGCGAAGCAUGUUUACAACUAUGCGCUGGAGUUCACACAACGUUAUCGCAACGAAAGCUUCUUUGGCUUCUUCUGGACGAACACCCACAGCCACAGCGACAUAUCGCAGACCACUUUCAUGGAUAAGUAUCUGCGUCGCUAUCUACAGCGUCUGGUAGCGCAGGGCACGAUGGAGCACAGCAUUGUGGUGUUUUUCAGCGAUCAUGGGCUGCGCUUUGGACCGACACGUGCCACUUGGUCGGGUCACUUGGAGGAGCGGCUGCCUUUCCUGUUUAUCUGGCUGCCGCCAUUUGUGCGGAAGGCGCAUCCGGAGUUUGUCGAAGCGCUGCGCCAGAAUCGAAAUCGUCUGACCACGCCCUACGAUCUGCACAUGACACUUAAGCACAUACUCACGCUUUCGGGUCGCUCCGGCAGCCUGGAGUCGCUGGGCGGCGCCAAGGAUUGCCCGCAGUGCCAGAGUAUGUUGCUGCCAGUGCCGCUUAAUCGCAGUUGCGAGGAUGUGGCCAUUGAGGAUCACUGGUGCACAUGCAGGGAAUUUAAAAAAUUUCACCGGAGCAAAUUAGUGAAAAGACUGGCCAAUCAUGCGGUGAACCAUAUAAAUAAUUAUAUAGCCAGCUUUCGCAAUGGCAGUCUCUCCCAUCUGUGUGUGCCGCUAAAACUGCUCAGAGUCUUGACGGUUUAUAAGGCCGAACCGAAUGAAAUCGAUCCCAAACAUAUAGAAAGAUAUAUGCUAAACAUAUUAACGUCGCCCAACAAGGCGCUGUAUGAGGCAACGCUGUGCUACAACAGGAACCUGCCAGACGCGGAAAGCGUACAGUUGAGCGGCUCUGUCAGUCGUAUUAGUUCGUACUUUGGCGAAAAAAGUUGCCUGGGCGAGGUGCCACUUAAAAAAUAUUGCCAUUGCCGUCGCAAAGACCAAAACGCGCUUACAACUUCUAGAAGACUAACAAAAGAAUGAACAUUGUUUAAUACAUUCAGCUCAAAACUCCCUAAACAUA
This is a messenger RNA of Drosophila montana, 2566 nucleotides long. RefSeq lists its product as uncharacterized. The record is from RefSeq and is a predicted model, not a curated record. The transcript has 4 exons. The coding region runs from base 328 to 2526 and encodes 732 amino acids. NCBI's taxonomy places the organism in Eukaryota, Metazoa, Arthropoda, Insecta, Diptera, Drosophilidae.